AUGGUGUCCGACACAAUUAUCGCAGCCUUCGUCCAGGGGGGUUGUGGGAUUAUUUCAGCAAUACUGACGCCUAUAGUCACACAUAUCAUUCAACGCCUCUGGCAGGGACAGGCCGCAACCCAACCUGCCCAGAGUUUUGGCUGGAUCUUUAAUUUUUGGCAACGCUCGUCGCCGAGAGCCAACCCUCAUAGAGAUCCGGAUCCCGAGCUGGGUCUUGGGGUGAACGAUGUGCCAAUGAUUGACUGGACAGGGAUUGCGGAGUCGUGGUACAGCUUCCACUGUGAACUUUGA
Penicillium mononematosum is the source of this 291-nucleotide messenger RNA. RefSeq lists its product as uncharacterized. Bases 1 to 291 code for a protein of 96 amino acids. The record is from RefSeq and is a predicted model, not a curated record. The transcript has 2 exons. Lineage: Eukaryota; Fungi; Ascomycota; Eurotiomycetes; Eurotiales; Aspergillaceae.